AUGCCAUCAGUGCGAAUAACAAAUCAAACGGCACACAAGCUGAACAUAUGUUUGAAGCACGUAGCAGCGCUGCAUUUUGAAAACAGUGUUGAAGGCGGGAGCACGAUCAAGCUACGACCGGGCAAGGUAUGGUUCACGCUCGAGGUGAAGAUGGACACAGGGAAGAGUUCGCAGUACAGCGCGACGAAAUCGGCCAUGACGAUCGGGAUAAUAAGCCUGGCUAGUAUCGCUACAGUCGUUGGAUAUGGCGCCCCAGCGGCUAUUGCUGCUAGUGGAGCAGCUGCUGGCACUGCUGCCGGUGGCACUGCUGCUGGAACGAGCGCAUCAGCUGGUGCUGUCAAGUUCUUCACGUCACAGAGCGGUAACAUUGCCAAGCUUUCGAGCUUCUUGGUGGGGAAGAGCGCGAAGAAAGUGUCGGAAGAGUAUGGCGGGAUGAGCGCUGUGCAGGAGGAGGUGCUGUCGAUCGUCAAGAGCCCGGAUGUGGACAGCAUGACUCGCUCAGAGGCACUCAAGAGCCUCGCCCAGGUUGGUAAAGCGUACAAAUCGGAUAGGAAGAACAAGAAGGAAAUGAGCGAGGAGGAGCAGUUGCAGGAAAUGGAGAAGAGGCUGACAGAGGAGGUUAAUGAGGCGAGGAAAAGUCGAGGAGAAGCACAGAUUGUUGAGAAUACACAAGACACACAGCCUGAAGAUAUGGUCAGCAAGGACAAUAGGAAGAGCGUCGUGCGUGUGCAUGGCUUAUACGUGAAGGAGAGAAUGGAAUUGGAGGUCUUUGUUAGGGACGGGAAGCUGACUAUCAAGGACAAGCUGAGUGAGAAGGUGUACUAG
This is a messenger RNA of Wallemia ichthyophaga EXF-994, 825 nucleotides long. RefSeq lists its product as uncharacterized. NCBI's taxonomy places the organism in Eukaryota, Fungi, Basidiomycota, Wallemiomycetes, Wallemiales, Wallemiaceae. The record is from RefSeq and is a predicted model, not a curated record. Bases 1 to 825 code for a protein of 274 amino acids. The transcript has 3 exons.